This is a messenger RNA of Humulus lupulus (European hop), 2056 nucleotides long. Its product is annotated as T-complex protein 1 subunit eta. The record is from RefSeq and is a predicted model, not a curated record. The transcript is spliced from 14 exons. Lineage: Eukaryota; Viridiplantae; Streptophyta; Magnoliopsida; Rosales; Cannabaceae. Bases 152 to 1843 code for a protein of 563 amino acids. Gene Ontology annotation, molecular function: ATP binding; ATP-dependent protein folding chaperone; ATP hydrolysis activity. Gene Ontology annotation, cellular component: chaperonin-containing T-complex. Gene Ontology annotation, biological process: protein folding.
AACUAGAAAGAAACUCAGAACCUAGAAAGAGCGGGCAUUCAAAACCCUAACUCAGCCGAAGUCUCUACACUACACUUUCUUUCACUCUUCUUCUUCUACCUCCUGCUUUCUCUGAUCUUUGCAAGCACUUGGAGCUUCCUCAUAGCCAACAAUGUCGGCCAUGCUGCAACCCCAGAUCUUAUUGCUCAAGGAAGGUACGGACACCUCCCAAGGGAAGCCGCAGCUGGUGAGCAACAUAAAUGCUUGCACGGCCGUGGCGGACGUGGUGCGGACCACUCUUGGUCCCAGAGGUAUGGACAAACUCAUCCAUGAUGAUAAAGGUAACGUCACCAUCUCAAACGACGGUGCUACCAUCAUGAAGCUUCUCGAUAUUGUCCACCCUGCUGCUAAGAUCCUCGUCGACAUCGCCAAGUCUCAGGAUUCUGAGGUUGGUGAUGGAACCACCACUGUUGUCCUGCUUGCAGGGGAGUUUCUAAAGGAGGCCAAGCCUUUCAUAGAGGAUGGUGUCCACCCUCAACUUUUGAUUAGAAGUUAUCGCACUGCGUCCACUUUGGCAAUUGAGAGAGUAAAAGAACUAGCCACUAGCAUAGAGGGAAAAAGUUUAGAAGAAAAGAAAGGCCUACUGGCUAAGUGUGCUGCUACAACACUCUCAUCAAAACUCAUCGGCGGAGAAAAGGAGUUCUUUGCAUCAAUGGUUGUUGAUUCUGUUAUUGCAAUUGGUAGUGAGGAUCGACUGAAUAUGAUUGGGAUCAAGAAGGUUCCUGGUGGUAACAUGAGGGACUCAUUUCUAGUAAAUGGUGUUGCCUUUAAGAAGACAUUUUCAUAUGCAGGAUUUGAACAACAACCAAAGAAGUUCCUAAAUCCCAAAUUACUUCUACUAAACAUUGAAUUGGAACUGAAAUCUGAAAAGGAAAAUGCUGAGAUAAGACUUACAGAUCCAUCACAGUAUCAGUCCAUUGUUGAUGCGGAAUGGAAUAUUAUUUACGACAAGUUGGAUAAGUGUGUACAGAGUGGAGCCAAAGUUGUUCUCUCACGGCUGGCUAUUGGUGAUUUAGCAACACAGUAUUUUGCAGAUCGCGAUAUAUUUUGUGCUGGUCGUGUGACUGAAGAAGAUCUGAACCGAGUAGCUGCUGCUACUGGUGGAACUGUACAGACAUCCGUUAACAAUGUCAUUGAUGAGAUCCUAGGAACUUGUGAACUCUUUGAGGAAAGGCAAGUUGGAAAUGAGAGAUUCAAUAUAUUUAGUGGAUGUCCUUCAGGUAGAACAGCAACUAUAGUUCUUCGUGGUGGAGCUGAUCAGUUUAUAGAGGAAGCCGAGCGAAGUUUACAUGAUGCAAUCAUGAUUGUUAGAAGAGCAUUAAAGAACUCUACUGUAGUUGCUGGUGGUGGUGCUAUAGAUAUGGAGAUAAGCCGAUACUUGAGGCAGCAUGCACGGACAAUAGCUGGAAAGUCUCAGCUUUUCAUCAACUCUUAUGCAAAAGCUCUCGAGGUUAUCCCACGACAACUCUGUGACAACGCUGGUUUUGAUGCAACCGAUGUGCUAAACAAAUUGAGACAGAAACACGCACUUCCCUCUGGUGAGGGUGCUCCUUAUGGAGUGGACAUCAACACUGGUGGAAUCACUGAUUCAUUUGCCAAUUUUGUCUGGGAGCCAGCAGUUGUAAAGAUCAAUGCUAUAAAUGCCGCUACUGAGGCAGCUUGCCUUGUUUUGAGUGUGGACGAGACAGUAAAAAACCCCAAGUCUGAGAGUGCUCAAGGAGAAGCCGCUGCAAGCGCCAUGGGUAGAGGGCGUGGCGGAGCUGCUUUCCGCGGUGGUCGGGGACGCGGAAUGCGUAGGCGAUAGGGCUUGUUUUUGGAAGUUAGGAAACUUGCAUUUUUGGGAGUGUGAGAAAAUGGGCAAGGUUUUGUUUUGUUUUUGUUUAUGUUUUGCUCAGUCAUUGGUGGUUAUGUUGUGUGUGCUCAAUUACAGUGAAAUUUAAUCUGAAUUCAUUGGAAUGGUCCUUCCCUGAAUUCACUUGCAAAUGAGUGACUUAAUUUAGAGUUGAAGUUGAACUCA